Lottia gigantea (owl limpet) is the source of this 1329-nucleotide messenger RNA. RefSeq lists its product as hypothetical. Gene Ontology annotation, biological process: monoatomic ion transport; modulation of chemical synaptic transmission; synaptic transmission, glutamatergic. The record is from RefSeq and is a predicted model, not a curated record. The transcript is spliced from 3 exons. Gene Ontology annotation, molecular function: glutamate-gated receptor activity; transmitter-gated monoatomic ion channel activity involved in regulation of postsynaptic membrane potential. The annotation marks the transcript as partial. Lineage: Eukaryota; Metazoa; Mollusca; Gastropoda; Lottiidae. Gene Ontology annotation, cellular component: postsynaptic membrane; plasma membrane.
GUACUUUCAUUACAGCACAAUCCGUAUUUGAUGAAAGUAGAAAACCAGUACCAAGGAAUUGCUAUAGAUAUUUUAGAUAGAUUGGCUUCUAAAUUGAACUUCACAUAUACAGUCACUUUACAAGAGGAUGGUAAAUUUGGUUAUGAACACACGCCAGGAGAAUGGAAUGGACUCAUUGGGUCAAUCCGUGACGGAAAAGCCGAUAUAGCUGCAGCCCAAUUGACAGUUACAUCCAAGAGAGCUAAAGUUAUAGAGUUCAGUCAUCCGUUUAUGAACUCCGGAUUGAAAAUCUUAUACAAACCACCAAAUCCCUGGGCUAAUGGUGAACCGCUUACAGUUCUCUUUACUCCCUUCUCUCCAGCUGUAUGGUUUAUGAUAUUACUGGUCUUUUUUGGAAUCUCAUUGUUCUUCUACGCUGUAGGAAGAUUUAGUCCAUAUGAAGAUUGUUCUUUUGUGGGAAAAGCAUCAACUUACGAAGGAUUGACACUGAUUAAUAGUUUACUGUAUACAUUUAGUUCUUUAACAUGGCAAGGUUACACUGCAGCACCAAGAUCAAUUUCCGGAAGAAUUAUGGCAACCUUUUGGUGGAUUUUUACGAUUUUGUUCAUUGGAACUUACGUAGCCAAUUUAACAGCAUUUUUCUUGACGGCUGAACCACUUGUAAGAGAUGUACCCUUUAUGACGUUUCAAGAACUAGCCAAACAGAAGAAGAUUCCCUUCGGAACAUUUAGACAUGGUUCUACUAGAGCCUAUUUUGAAAACUCAAAGAAAAUGCUUCAACAGAGGAUAUUCGCUAGAAUGAACGCAUCGGAUGAUAACUAUGUCGACGAUAUUGAGGAAGCUCUUCGAAAAGUGAGGACAGAAAAUUACGCCUUUAUUUGUGAAGAGCCAAUGGCGGAUUACUAUGCUGCUCAGCUGCCAUGUGAUCUAAUGGUAGCAGGAGAACUCGACGUCAACCGAGAUUUUAGUUUUGCUUGUAACAUUUCUGGACUCUGUACUCGUUUUGAUCACGCUAUACUGGAGAUGCGAGAGAAUGAAGAGAUCUAUGAUAUUCAACAGAAGUGGCUGAAUUCAGGCUGCCUUAAGGAUGCCAUGAAAGAAGUCUUAUUUGAAGGUCUCCCCAUGUUUGAUUCCUUUGACAAAAGUACGAACAUUGCUUACGAAAAGGCUGUGACGCUCAGAAGAUUUUCUGGAGCUUUGUUGAUUGCUUUGAUUGGGUUUAUCCUUGGUGCUAUAGCAUUGGCUGGUGAAAUUUUGUAUGCUCGUAAACGUGGAACUCCUUUGGUAAGUAAAGUUACUUCGAUUAUUAUCAAACACCAUUUUGACUGA